Mytilus californianus (California mussel) is the source of this 859-nucleotide messenger RNA. RefSeq lists its product as uncharacterized. The transcript is spliced from 3 exons. NCBI's taxonomy places the organism in Eukaryota, Metazoa, Mollusca, Bivalvia, Mytilida, Mytilidae. Bases 176 to 712 code for a protein of 178 amino acids. The record is from RefSeq and is a predicted model, not a curated record.
AACAAUUAUCCUGUCUCCAAGUACCUAUGGUUGGUAAUGGCUUUUUCACAAAACAAGCUUUUCUUGUAUUCCGACGGAAGUUAUGCCCUUUCUUCUCUUUUACUUUGGCCAAGAUGUUGUUUGUCCCGCUUAAAACUUCUUAUUGCCGUCACCAAUCCUUCUUCCAACUUUUGAUAUGUUCUUAUUAUUUUAUCUGCUUCUAGUUUUAGUACUUCCGUAUAAUGGAAAUGCCUAUACUCAGUCAGCACCAAGCGUGGGACAAGUGUGUUCUGAUGGAUGUCAUGUCUGUUUUGUAAAUGAAUAUCACGUACAUAUUAAGUUACCCAUUCAAAAAACCGGAGUAUGCGACACCACAGGAAAAACACUCCACAACGGCGACUUUGUUUGCAUGUAUGGUUACAAUAUGAGACCUAAGAUGUAUUUAGUACACGAAAACAUAACAACAGCAGAUGGAUGUAACUCUUGUCUCUGUACAACACGUGGUGCUCUUUGUACAAAGGUCACUUGUGAUAAUACUGGAUUUGCUAAACCAAGUGAUGAACCACUCUACGGAGAGUGUAACGACAAUGGAAGAUGGUACAAGUUCAAAGCAUUGUGGGAGGCAGAUGACGGAUGCAACACUUGUACAUGUGUUGGUAUAGGGAAUUAUCAAGGACCUUUUAUUUGUACACAAGGACUGUGUAUCAACAAAGAAUCUCCAGUUGUUGGUUAAGAAUAAAAUAAAUAAAAUGAAAACAGAAAUAAUAAUGAAAUGUCGUAAACAGAAAUAAAAUAUUGAAAAAUGGUGUAUUUACCUCUAGAAAAGAAAGACAGAAAACAGAAAGUGUUACAGGCGUGAUAUACUAACUGCUUCACUUAA